Messenger RNA from Glycine soja, 1183 nucleotides. Its product is annotated as protein EXORDIUM-like 1. The record is from RefSeq and is a predicted model, not a curated record. Lineage: Eukaryota; Viridiplantae; Streptophyta; Magnoliopsida; Fabales; Fabaceae. Bases 88 to 1032 code for a protein of 314 amino acids. The transcript has a single exon.
AAUUCCCUUCCCUACCUAUAUAUAUACACCUGUUCCUACAUCCCUCUUCUCCACAACCUACUUGCUUUCAUUUACACAAAAUCAUCAAUGGCAAUGGCCUCUCUUGCAUCCUCAAGUGUUCUUUUGAACCUCUUGUUCAUCGUUUCUGCGCUCCAUUUGGGAGCAGCAGCAGCAAGAAUUCUGAGUGAAAAGGAGGACCAACAACAGUUGCAGUUCCAAUACCACAAAGGCCCUCUUCUCAGCGGCAAUAUCUCUGUCAAUCUCAUAUGGUACGGUAGCUUCAAGCCUUCCCAGCGAGCCAUCAUCUCCGAUUUCAUCACCUCCCUUUCCUCUUCUCCAAAAUCCACAGCCCAACCAUCCGUCGCCACGUGGUGGAAAGGCACUGAAAAAUACUACCAACUCAUCAAGUCGGCACCAAAACCCAGCCUCACCCUCGCUCUCGGUGCCCAAAUCCUCGACGAGAACUACUCCCUUGGAAAAUCACUCACCACCGACAACAUCGUUAGUUUAGCAUCCAAGGGUGCUCCCAAUGACGCCAUCAACGUUGUUCUAACAUUCUCGGACGUAACCGUUGAGGGGUUCUGUUCCAGUAGGUGCGGGACUCACGGCUCCUCGGUGGGCCAUGGCAAGUUGGCUUACGUGUGGGUGGGGAACUCGGAGACGCAGUGCCCGGGCCAAUGCGCAUGGCCCUUCCACCAGCCCAUUUACGGCCCACAGAGCCCACCAUUGGUAGCGCCCAACAACGACGUGGGCCUGGAUGGAAUGGUCAUCAACGUGGCCACCCUAUUGGCCGGGACCGUUACAAACCCUUGGGGGAAUGGCUACUUCCAAGGACCCAAAGAGGCUCCUCUCGAAGCCGCUUCCGCUUGCACAGGGCUGUACGGCAAGGGCGCUUACCCUGGCUACGCUGGGGAACUCUUGCUGGACCCCACUACCGCCGCUAGCUACAAUGCUAACGCCGUCAAUCACCGCAAAUAUUUGUUGCCGGCACUCUUUGACCCUACCACUUCAGCUUGUUCUACUCUGCCGUAACUCUAAAACUCGGGUGCUUAGCUUCUAUGUUAGGGCUACACUAUCACCCAAGAGAUUCUUUUAUUUGUUGUUUAUCUGGAUGAAUAAAUAUACAAUGUUCAAUGUACAAAGCAAAACAUAUAGUAUAUAUAUAUGAAUUGAAUUAUUGGUA